CACAUUACCGUGAUCCGCGGCUCUGUUCUUUCGGCAACGCUGUCGGCGCCAACACAUCCUCUGCUGCACCGUGAUCGUCCUAAAGUCUGUUGCGCCGCACAUACCUGUUCAAUUCUGUGAAUUCAACCACGACUGUUAGAUAAUAUACAUAUUUGUUUUUUUUUUGUCCAAUUAAACCGAUUUCGAUACACGAUGGCCGAAGAAAACGUCGCUGCCGCACAACCGGAGAAACAAGCAGAAGCCACCCCGGAGCAAACCAAAGCCGAGGGAAACGGUAAGGCGGCGGCCACUGAGGAACCGCCCAAGGAGAUGAAGGCGGUCGUGCUCACCGGGUUCGGUGGCCUCAAGUCCGUCAAGAUCCUGAAAAAGCCCGAACCUACCCUAGGCGAAGGCGAAGUCAUCAUCAGGGUCAAGGCGUGCGGUCUUAACUUCCAAGACUUGAUGGCCAGACAAGGCGCUAUCGAGUCGUUGCCCAAAGCUCCGUUCAUUUUGGGUUUCGAGUGUUCCGGCAUCAUCGAACAAGUCGGCGAGGGAGUGGAAAACUUCAAGGUCGGCGAUCGCGUGGUGGCGUUGCCCGAAUGGCGUGCCUGGUCCGAACUGGUAUCCGUGCCGGCCAAGAAUGCGUUUGCCAUACCGGAGGGCCUCGACUUUGUGGACGCAGCGGCCUUGGCCACCAACUACAUCGUGGCCUACGUGCUGUUAUUCGAACUGGGCGCCGUCAAGCCUGGCAGCAACCUGAUCGUGCACUCUGCCGGCGGAGGGGUGGGCCAAGCAGUAGCUCAACUCUGCAAAACAGUUGACAAUGUCACUGUGUUUGGUGUAGCAUCUAAAACAAAACAUGAAGCUUUAAAAGGAACGAUUGAUCAUCUUUUGGAACGUGGCAGUGAUUAUGCUGCUGAAGUUAGAAAAGUUACGCCAGAAGGAGUUGAUCUGGUUUUGGAUUGUGUUUGUGGCGAAGAAUGCAGCCGUGGAUAUUCUCUAUUGAAACCAAUGGGAAAAUAUAUACUUUUUGGCUCCUCUAAUAUUGUAACGGGUGAAACAAAAAGCUUCUUCAGCGCUGCCAAAUCCUGGUGGCAAGUCGACAAAAUUUCUCCACUCAAAUUGUUUGACGAAAACAAAACCUUAGUGGGAUUCAACUUGAGACGAUUGUUAUUCCAUCAAAAUCAAGCUGGUUACGUUGCAAAUAUUUUCAACAAAGUGAUUGGUUUAUGGAAGGAUGGAAAAGUAAAGCCUGUUAUUGACUCUACUUGGGCUUUCGAAGACGUUGGUGAAGCUAUGCAGAAAAUGCAUGAUAGAAAAAAUAUUGGUAAAAUCGUAUUGGAUCCAAGUUUGGAGCCAAAACCAAAACCGGCAACACCCGUCAAGAGUAAAUCAAAAAAUGCUGACAAAGAAAAGGAAAAGAAGGAAGAUGAUUCUGCAAAUGGUACAUCUACACCGGAAGUUACAAGUCCAACAACUAAAGAAAAAGAGGAAAAAAAGGAAUCUAGUUAAAUGCUUUCAACUACU
Molecule: messenger RNA, 1506 nt
Organism: Adelges cooleyi (spruce gall adelgid)
Lineage: Eukaryota; Metazoa; Arthropoda; Insecta; Hemiptera; Adelgidae
Product: synaptic vesicle membrane protein VAT-1 homolog-like
Exons: 9
Coding region: 193-1491 (432 amino acids)
Molecular function (GO): oxidoreductase activity
Source: RefSeq, a predicted model, not a curated record